Molecule: messenger RNA, 654 nt
Organism: Uranotaenia lowii
Lineage: Eukaryota; Metazoa; Arthropoda; Insecta; Diptera; Culicidae
Product: juvenile hormone esterase-like
Exons: 3
Coding region: 1-654 (217 amino acids)
Source: RefSeq, a predicted model, not a curated record
AUGACAGGAUUCGUUCAGAACGAAGCGGCCUUUGUCUCACUACAAAUCCUAUCGAACGACACCCUACUGAAUCAGCUCAACGAAACUUCUAAUCAAUAUUUCCCAAGAAUGAUCGAAACGAAAGACACAGAAAAAACACGUGCGAUGCUGAAGAGACGAUUUUUCCCAGGUGGUUCUUCGAAUCGAUGGCUCACCGAAGACAACAAAAAAGGACUUGAAGAUUUUUUCUCAGAAUCCAUGUUUCUGUACCCAUUAGCGGAGGCAAUCGACCAGUCUGACGACGGUCACAUUCCAACGUCCUUGUACUAUUUUGCCUUUCAAUCGAACCAUUCAUAUUCCAAGUUUUACACCAACUCGGAUGACAACUAUGGCGUCUGCCAUUGUGACGAACUGGCCUAUCUAUUUCGUGCCAAGGAUCUUUUCACAGACUACGAACCGAGAUCACCAGAAGCCGCGAUGGCUGACCUUUUUGUCAACUAUAUUGUUCGGUUUGCCUACGAUGGGGUUGAAAAAUCAAACAACUGCGUCGUUCAAGAGUGUGACAUUUUGGAAUUUACAAACGCGGAAUCAAACUUCCAACGUCUUGGAAAGCUGGAAGACUAUGGAGUCGAUGAUGAAAUGGUUGAAUUUUGGAGAGAACUAUACAGUCAGUAG